Glycine soja is the source of this 1413-nucleotide messenger RNA. RefSeq names its product expansin-A15-like. The transcript has 4 exons. Gene Ontology annotation, cellular component: extracellular region. The record is from RefSeq and is a predicted model, not a curated record. Bases 128 to 880 code for a protein of 250 amino acids. Gene Ontology annotation, biological process: plant-type cell wall organization. Lineage: Eukaryota; Viridiplantae; Streptophyta; Magnoliopsida; Fabales; Fabaceae.
UCUCACAGUUUUUCUGCACUUGCAUGGUCCCAACAGCUCAAGUGAGUGUGUCAGGGUUUGAUGUUGACUGACCUCUAUUUAUUCCAUCUCCAAUGCCCCCCUUCAUUUCCCAAACAAAUUCCACUCAAUGUGCAACUUCAUGAAAAAAAUGGUUCAUCUUGGCUUCUUCCUUCUGGGGUGUCUCUCCAUGAUCUCAUAUGCUAAUGGUUAUGUCAGCAAUGGGGGUUGGACCAAUGCCCAUGCUACAUUCUAUGGUGGAAGUGAUGCUUCUGGGACAAUGGGUGGGGCUUGUGGUUAUGGAAACUUGUAUAGUCAAGGAUAUGGGACUAACACAGCAGCACUUAGCACUGCCUUGUUCAACAAUGGCUUGAGUUGUGGCUCAUGCUACCAAAUCAAAUGUGCAAAUGACCCACAAUGGUGCCUCCGUGGCACCAUUGUAGUCACUGCCACUAAUUUCUGCCCCCCUGGUGGAUGGUGUGACCCUCCCAAUCACCAUUUUGAUCUUUCUCAACCUGUGUUUCAGCAAAUUGCCCAAUACAGAGCUGGUAUUGUGCCUGUAGUUUACAGAAGGGUACGGUGCAUGAGAAGAGGUGGAAUCAGGUUCACCAUCAAUGGUCAUUCAUACUUCAAUUUAGUCCUUGUGACUAAUGUUGGAGGUGCUGGUGAUGUGCAUUCUGUGGCCAUAAAAGGUUCAAGAACCAGAUGGCAACCCAUGUCAAGGAAUUGGGGCCAAAACUGGCAGAGCAACUCCUACCUUAAUGGACAGAGUCUUUCCUUUUUGGUCACCACUAGUGAUGGUCGCAGUGUGCUCUCAUACAAUGCUGCACCACCAAGUUGGUCCUUUGGACAGACCUACACUGGAAGGCAAUUCCGCUACUAAUUUAUCAACCCUUUUCAUGGAGGGUGCAUUUUCUCUCAGGUACAGAAACUUUCUAGUAGGAGAAAGAAACACAAAGAAAAUUGUAUUUUUUUUCUCUCUCUCUCUCCUACUGAACGACAGUUUCAGUAACCAGAGACAAGGCAGAGGAGCCAAUUCCUUUCAUGGAACAUCAAUUUCAUAAUGUUGGUUACCCACAUGAUAAUAUGGUUGCAUUAUAAAAAAGAACUAAAGCCGUAAUUUAAUAGUGUACAUGAUGUGUCAAUAUUGGGCCACAAAAUAGGUGGCUUAGUUUAGUCCCUUUAAUAUAUUUUGGUUUGUGUUGCAAGUUUUUUUGCAGAUGAAUUGCUGGUACCUUAGUUUAUGCUAAGCUAUAGUCUCAAGGGUACUUCUGUUUGUUUGCCUGCUGAAAGAAAAGUAGGUUAGAGGUGGGAUUUUGUGAGCCUUAUUGCACUUUGGCAAAUGGGAUUCUUGCCUUGUUCAGAAAGAUCAACUUAAAUAAUAAUUGAGUAUAUUCUUGUUGUGCUUUAGUUAUU